Messenger RNA from Ixodes scapularis (black-legged tick), 1103 nucleotides. RefSeq names its product myb/SANT-like DNA-binding domain-containing protein 3. The transcript has 4 exons. The record is from RefSeq and is a predicted model, not a curated record. The coding region runs from base 106 to 960 and encodes 284 amino acids. NCBI's taxonomy places the organism in Eukaryota, Metazoa, Arthropoda, Arachnida, Ixodida, Ixodidae.
UUCUGUUUUCCGCGCCUCGCCAGCCUCGCCCAGCCGCCCAGCCUUCCGUCUUUGCUUCGGUCGCCUAAAGAAAGAGCAACCACAGUCCCACAGUGUUUUCCAACGAUGCCUAAGCAAUCCGCGAACGAAGGAAGGAUUGUCUACACGAGGGAGGAGCGCGAUCUCCUCCGAGCACUUGUUCAAAAAUACUGGAAAGUUAUAGAAGAUAAAAGAACUAACAACUCCUCGAAAGAGGCUAAACUUGAAGCAUGGGAAAAACUCUGCACUGAGUAUAACUGCCAGCCGAAUGUCCGUCCAAGGGACGUUAAACAACUAAAAAAGUGUUGGGAUAACGCUAAAUCCAGAUGGAAAAAAAGUGACUCGGAGGAGAAGCGCGACAUCCACGCAACAGGAGGGGGCCCCCGUACCUGCCGGCCCAUGAGCCCUUCCCUCCAGCUUGUGGGGGCACUGGCGUCCCACAUGGCGACACGGCUGGGAAACCCGCACGACAGCGACUGUGCCCAUGCUGACCAGCCGGUGCUGUCACUGCCGCCGGCUGCCAUGCUGGAAGCAAUGGUUGACCAGCGCGCCAACUUGGACAUGAUGCCGGAUUCUCCUGCCUUGCCCGCUUCGCCUGCAUCGCCACCACUGGACUGGGGUGACAGCAUGGAGCCGGCAUUUGCUGCAUCGCCACCCAGGCCCCCAAACCCUCCGUCUCCUCAACCGACCCGUGUGGCCCCCCGAGCGAAACCGGCUGUAGGCCGCGUCGCAGCUUUUGAGGCGAUGUUGGCUCCAGAAACGAAUGCCCGUGUGGCCGCCCUGGAGAGGGAGGAGCUGCGCAAGGAGGAGCUGCACCAGUUGCAGGUGCAGCUGCUUCGUGGCCAGCAGCAGCGUAUCGAGCUGGAACUUGAGCUGCUCCAGCUCGACAAGCGAAUUAAGCUGCAACAGCUGCUUGCUCUCGAAGCAAAAACACAAGAUUAGGUGGAUUUUUUUUAGCGUUGCAUUUUAGUUUAUUACAUUAAGUUUCACUUUCUUUUUGUGUAUGGUUGGUUUUUUAAAGGGUAUUAAUUCGUUCAUUUUGUCCCUGUUUAGUAAAGUCUUCUUUCUUUUUUCCUUUUUUUAAC